Messenger RNA from Aspergillus neoniger CBS 115656, 861 nucleotides. Its product is annotated as CDP-diacylglycerol--inositol 3-phosphatidyltransferase. Gene Ontology annotation, molecular function: CDP-diacylglycerol-inositol 3-phosphatidyltransferase activity. Gene Ontology annotation, cellular component: Golgi apparatus; membrane. NCBI's taxonomy places the organism in Eukaryota, Fungi, Ascomycota, Eurotiomycetes, Eurotiales, Aspergillaceae. The coding region runs from base 1 to 861 and encodes 286 amino acids. The record is from RefSeq and is a predicted model, not a curated record. Gene Ontology annotation, biological process: phosphatidylinositol biosynthetic process. The transcript is spliced from 3 exons.
AUGGGCCCCCGAACUAGAUCACAGAAAGCCGCCGCUGAGCUGGAGGCAACCGACCCAUCGCCCGCCGUUAACGGGACCUUGCAGGAGUCGCCAAAGAACGGUGCAGCAGUCACUGCUGAUGGGGAUGUGGAGGAAAACGUGUUUCUUUUUGCUCCGAACUUGAUCGGAUAUGCGCGUGUUGUGUUGACGAUGGCCUCCCUCUACUAUAUGCCUCUGCACCCGCGGACGUGCUCCCUCCUUUACAGCGUGUCGUGCCUAUUGGAUGCUCUGGAUGGAUAUGCGGCGCGCUACUAUAACCAGUCUACCACAUUUGGUGCGGUGCUGGACAUGGUGACGGAUCGGUGCACGACCGCGUGUCUGCUGGUCUUCCUGAGCUCCGCCUGGCCACGGUGGGCCAUUAUCUUCCAGAGCUUGAUCGCUUUGGACAUGGCCAGUCACUACAUGCAUAUGUACGCGACUCUGAGCAUGGGAGGUUCCAGUCAGAGCCACAAGAAGGUGGAGGCUAGCCGCAGCUGGAUCUUGUACCAGUAUUACCACAGCAGGACCGUUCUGUUUAUCUGCUGCGCGCUGAAUGAGCUGUUCUUCAUUGGACUGUACCUGCUCUCUUUCUCUUCCCCCACCCUGUCUCCCUCCCUCCUGCAGCCUGUGAGCACUGCCAGCCCAUGGAGUGCUGGGGCUCUGGAGAUGGCGCGCGCCAACAAGAUCGACAGCUUCUGGCCUUGGGUGAUCACCGGCAUUUCGGCUCCCGUCAUGGCUCUGAAGCAGUUCAUCAACGUUGUGCAGCUGGUCAAGGCGAGCAAGUGGCUGGUGGAGGGCGACAUUGCUAGCCGCAAGGCCAUGCGCAAUGGCAAGAAGAACUAA